AUGACCCGCGGCAUUCGAUGCAUCGGGAUCUGCGCCUGGGGCUAUGUGCGGGACAAGGAACUGCUCAUCAACAAGGACGCCAACUUCCAAUACGCAUCGUACAAGGCCACCACCAUAGUGCGCCCUCACGAGCCGGUGUCGCUGAACGGGGACCACACCCACUUCCUGCUGGUGGACGACGGUCGACGCGGCACGCCGACCGGGGCCGCCGACCUCCGGGCCCGCCUGGAGGAGCGGAUCGCUGACCCGGGCGUGGGCGGGCUCGGCAUCCCGGUUAUCCUGCUGAUCCUGGAGGGUGGCCUGGGUGUCAUCACGGACGUGCUGCACUCGUUGCGCCGCGGCAUCCCAGUGGUCGUCAUCCAGGGCACCGGCCGUGCCGCCGACAUCAUCGCCUUCGCCCAGCACGAGACGUACAAGCGCAGCCGCGGAAGGAAGGUCUUCCGUUCCGACACGAAGAAAAAACUGGAGGAAAUGCUGGAAGAUGCUUACAUCAAGAUCCACAGGGGAAGCAAGGAACAGCUUUUUGCGUAUGUCGACGAACUCGAGAAAUGCAUGGAGUUCGUGGAUCUGAUCAACGUGUUCGAUCUCAACAGCGAUCAGGAGCUCGAUGCCGUCAUUCUCAACGCGCUGAUGAAAGAGUCCGGCAUCGAAGACAGCCUGCUGCCCAUGGAGCCGCUUCAGCUGGCGCUCAUGUGGGACCGGCCCGAUA
Pollicipes pollicipes is the source of this 709-nucleotide messenger RNA. Its product is annotated as transient receptor potential cation channel subfamily M member 6. Lineage: Eukaryota; Metazoa; Arthropoda; Thecostraca; Pollicipedomorpha; Pollicipedidae. Gene Ontology annotation, biological process: calcium ion transmembrane transport. Gene Ontology annotation, molecular function: ligand-gated calcium channel activity. The record is from RefSeq and is a predicted model, not a curated record. Gene Ontology annotation, cellular component: plasma membrane.